Molecule: messenger RNA, 2939 nt
Organism: Esox lucius (northern pike)
Lineage: Eukaryota; Metazoa; Chordata; Actinopteri; Esociformes; Esocidae
Gene: aldh4a1
Product: aldehyde dehydrogenase 4 family, member A1
Exons: 15
Coding region: 158-1828 (556 amino acids)
Molecular function (GO): L-glutamate gamma-semialdehyde dehydrogenase (NAD+) activity
Source: RefSeq, a predicted model, not a curated record
CCUGAAUCCUACCCCGACAAUCACCAGUCAACUACAUUCUUAAGAUAGCACUUUUAGUGUUUCUUAUCCGUUUUUGGUGUCAGUUAUCUAGAUAAUGGUCUAGGGGUGUCUUUUAUUAUAUUGCCCUUUUUCUUUCUACUUACUUUUCUAUUUAAACAUGCUGCGGGUGAAAUCGUUAUUCUAUCGGUCUUGGAGGGGGUUCCGGACUUUUCCCUGUGCAGCUGUUGAGGUGAAGAAUGAGCCAGUCCUGGGAUUCCUCGAGGGCAGUCCAGAGAGAGCUGAGCUGCAGAAGGCCCUGGACAACCUUAAGGGGAAGACAGAGGAGAUACCCUGUGUGGUUGGAGAUGAACAUGUGUGGACAAAAGAGAUCCGAUACCAGCUUUCUCCCUUCAAUCACUCACACAAACUGGCUAAGUUCUGCUAUGCUGACAAGGACCUGCUCAAUAAGGCCAUCUUGGCCUCUGUGGCAGCAAGGAGAGAGUGGGACCUCAAACCCAUACAGGACAGAGCCCAGGUCCUUUUCAAGGCAGCUGACAUUAUCAGUGGACCCAAGAGGGCUGAAAUUCUGGCCAAAACCAUGAUUGGCCAGGGCAAGACAGUAGUGCAGGCAGAGAUUGAUGCGGCCGCGGAGCUUAUAGACUUCUUUAGGUUCAAUGCUAAGCACAGCAUUGAAGUGGAGUGCCAGCAGCCCCUUGACAGUGAUGGUAGCACUAACACCAUGCUCUACCGUGGGCUGGAGGGUUUUGUUGCCGCUGUUGCCCCAUUUAACUUUACUGCAAUUGGUGGAAACCUAGCAGGUACACCUGCUCUCAUGGGUAAUGUAGUUCUAUGGAAACCUAGUGAUACAGCCAUGUCAGCUAGCUACGCCGUCUACAAUGUCCUGCGGGAGUCAGGUUUGCCACCCAACAUCAUCCAGUUCGUACCAGCCGAUGGACCAGUGUUUGGAGAUACCAUCACAUCCUCAGAACACCUUGCUGGCAUCAACUUCACUGGCAGUGUACCGACCUUCAAACGCUUGUGGAAGCAGGUAGCCCAAAAUCUGGAUACCUACAAGAACUUUCCUCGUGUUGCAGGAGAAUGCGGUGGUAAAAACUUCCACUUUGUUCAUAAGUCCGCGGAUGUGCAGAGUGUGGUAACAGGAACCAUCCGCUCAGCAUUUGAAUACGGAGGACAGAAGUGCUCUGCCUGCUCUAGGAUGUAUGUGCCUGACUCCCUGUGGCCCCAGAUAAAACAGGGGCUCCUGGAUAUCCACAAGAAGCUCAAAGUGGGGAACCCUGUAGAGGACUGGAGCACAUUUUUCUCUGCUGUGAUUGAUGACAAGUCCUUUGCUCGUAUUAAGAAGUGGUUGGACCAUGCCAAGUCUUCCCCUAAUUUGAACAUUAUUGCUGGGGGCAACUGUGAUGACAAGAAGGGUUACUUUGUUGAGCCCACCAUCAUUGAGACCACAGACCCACAGGAUGCCAUCAUGGCUGAGGAAAUCUUUGGGCCAGUGCUGUCUGUCUAUGUUUACCCUGAGAAAGACUACUUGGAUGUUCUUCACCUGAUUGACAACACAUCACCAUAUGCCCUGACAGGAGCUGUCUUUUCUCUCGAUAAGAAUGUGGUGGAGGAGGCAGCCAAGGUCUUGCGGAAUGCUGCAGGAAAUUACUAUGUUAACGACAAGUCAACUGGCUCCAUUGUCGCCCAGCAACCAUUUGGUGGCGCCAGAGCUUCAGGUACCAAUGAUAAACCUGGUGGUCCUCACUACGUACUCCGAUGGACGUCCCCACAGGUGGUCAAGACCACCCACAUCCCACUCCGGGAUUGGAAAUACCCCUAUAUGGGUUAAAAUGACAGUGUUCAACCCACUCCUCAACCACACUGGCUCAUCCAAUCCUAGCUUAAUAGACAAAUCCAUAGGCUUUUUCAACUUUCCGAUUAGGGAAGAGAAUGUCCUCUUACUAGUCCAAGUAUUAAAAAAAUAUAUAUAUUAUUGAUUGUUAUAUAUUGCAAUGGUGUGCAACAGUGCCCCUCACUGGUACUUCAUGAGAUCAGCCGAAGCUGCAGGGGAGACAACAAAGUGCUUGAUAGCUUUACAGAAUAAUAGCACAAUGAAAACGUUCCAUAGACAUAGUAAACCUGUUUGGUCUACCAUGGAUUAUACAGAAAUGUACUUUUUUGUAAAAAUGAAUCUUCUAUUUUUAGUCAAAUUGCUGCUAUGUGCUUCUGAGGAUUUUUGACUAUGUCUGUACUGAUUGGUCUUGAGGUGUAUGUUACUCACAUUUAAGUUAUACCUGACUUGCCCUGAAGAAAGGUUUGACCAAGUUAACCAUGAUGGACUGUCUGAGAGGAACAUUACUUUUUCCAUCCAAAACUGACAUAAGAAAUAACAUCUAUCAUCUUAAAAUCCAUUGACAAAUCAAUAGGCCAGAGUUUCUACCAUCAAUAUUUCAUGAAUGCUGCAGAAAAGCUAGCUCAACCCAAUGCUAAUAAUUGUGUGUGUUCUGGGCCAUUUGAUGGUAAAUAGAGGAAAGAAUGGUUGUUACCGUCCUUAUUUUAUGUGAAAACGUCCUUACUGAGAAUCCUGCCUAACUUCUACUCAAACAGGGUUGUGUGUGACAAAACAAUAAUACAGAUUGUUGCUUUUUUCUGGUUGGUUUGUGUUGUCAUAAUGUCAUACUCAACCCUUUUGACUGUCUAAUAGGAAAGGUGAUGCAGUUGACUUUUUACACUUAAGCUGUGGGUUUAAGGCUUUACUGGUGCAGUUAUUUUUGUUUUAAUGAAAUCCCACUAUGCUAUCUGAUCCCACUAUGUUUACAUCAGCGUCUGCACACUCAGAUGCUGAGGUACAUAACAUAAUUCUGUUGUUUUCCAAUGGUGGAUUGCAAAAGAAGUGUUAGUUGUUUCAACUGCCUUUGAUUGCUCCGUCUAAAAUAAACAUUUCAAGACACUGUAUCUGA